CCGCGGGCCGUGGGCCCAGCACACUGGGGCUUUGUCCAGCCCCCCGCCACGACCCACGGGGGAGGGGGACCCCACAUGACCAAGGGGGUACUUCCUGGACUCUACCUUGGAAACUUCAUUGAUGCCAAAGACCUGGAUCAGCUGGGACGGAAUAAGAUUACACACAUCAUAUCUAUCCAUGAGUCACCCCAGCCUUUGAUGCAGGAUAUCACCUACCUUCGCAUCCCAGUGGCUGAUACCCCUGAGGUACUCAUCAAAAAGCACUUCAAAGAAUGUAUCAACUUCAUCCAUUGUUGCCGUGUCAAUGGGGGGAACUGCCUUGUGCACUGCUUUGCAGGCAUCUCUCGCAGCACCACCAUUGUGACGGCCUAUGUGAUGACAGUGACCGGGCUAGGCUGGCGGGAAGUGCUGGAAGCCAUCAAGGCCACCCGGCCCAUCGCCAACCCCAACCCAGGCUUCAGGCAGCAGCUUGAAGAGUUUGGCUGGGGGAAUUCCAGGAAGAUCCGCCGGCAGCUGGAGGAGCGCUUCGGAGAGAGCCCGUUCCGCGACGAGGAGGACUUGCGCGCGCUGCUGCCACUGUGCAAGCGCUGCCGCCAGGGCUCGGUGACCUCGGCCGCGUCGUCCGCGUCGCACGCCACCGCCUCGGAGGGGACCCUGCAGCGCCUGGUGCCGCGCGCGCCGCGGGACGCCCACCGGCCGCUGCCGCUGCUGGCGCGGGUCAAGCAGACUUUCUCCUGCCUCCCGCGGUGUCUGUCUCGCAAGGGCAGCAAGUGAGGGGCCCGCCUGGUCUCCCCUCUUCCCACGGGCCACUUCGCGGGCUGGCUGGAUCCCCCUGGCCCAGAGGCUGUGGGAGCUCCGCGGCGGCCUCAUUCCUGUCCCACAAUGUCCCCCUGCUCAUCCGCGUUCGCAGUCAGUGUGUACCCCGCCCCCUUUGUGUCUGUGUCCGGGCAGGCCUGCUGCAGCCACCUGGUGCCUUAGUCCUUGGGCUGGGGGGGAGGGGUCCCGGCCUCCGCUGCUAGAGGCGCGGGGGCGGGAAGUGCGGGUAAGUGGAUGGGUGGGAGGGGGUGGACGGGCCUAGAGGAUAUUAAAGAGACACAGAAGUUGCCUGU
Messenger RNA from Castor canadensis (American beaver), 1109 nucleotides. NCBI's taxonomy places the organism in Eukaryota, Metazoa, Chordata, Mammalia, Rodentia, Castoridae. The record is from RefSeq and is a predicted model, not a curated record.